GUUCAUUCCGCCAUAGGCACAACAGCUCCAAUUAAAGCAAUAAUUUUUAUAUUAAGCUUAAUAGUUUUUCAACGAAGCUAUAGAUAUCACUAAAGGUGGGAAAGGUGACUUUGCCAGUCAAUCGGUCAAACUCAGACGAUUUUGCUCGCGCUAUGAUGUCAAGAAUAGAGCAGUUGUGYUUCUUCGAUAAAGAAGUAAAGAGACACAAUCGAAGGUACAAACGUUAUCGUAAACCUCCUGAAUUAUUGCCAUUUUCUGUUCGGUUAACUGGUCUAAGUGGAGCGGUUAGAGUUGAAGCUUAUCUUAAGCAACAGCAAGCGAAAGAAAAUAAAACUAAAGAAAUUCCUUCGGCAAGAGCUGAUCAAGAACAAGGUGAAGUUUCUCAAGUGAAUGAAGCUGAUACUAGUAUCUUACCAGGAGGUCAAGCUGGAGCUGAACAAAAUCAAGCUAUAUUAAGUAAUUUAUACAAAAUUGGAAGUGAUUUGAAGCAGGAAACAGAAGACGUUGGUGAAAAGAGAAAUUUGUGUCUGCCUAAUCUAAAUUUAAGACAAAUUUCGUCUACAGCGAUUAAAAGUUUCGAGCAGUUAGAAGGCGAUGAUGAAGAAGAAGAUACUCAGCGGUUUUUAUUCGAGGAAAACAAGUUUGCUGCUCCAAAUUUGCUUGCACAGUUAGGUAAACUUCUUGAUUUCCUUCACGGAAAACAAGUUGAGGAAUUCGAGGAUAUUUUUAGUUCAAACAGUGAGUUGGAUACGCCGACAUCAUUUGUUAACAGCGUUCAUGAAACAGAGAUAAACUUACUUCGUGGUGGCGGUGUGAUUUUGCACUUACCAGAAGAGUUGAAUCAAAAACUAUCAUAUAAUUUCGAAGGAUUGAGUUCAAAUGCAGUUUACGUGAGAAGAGAGUGGCAGACUGCUAGCUACAGAGAGCAAGCUAUUCUUCACAAACGGUUAGGGACAACUUUUUCCGAGUUUCAAGUAUUAGACGGUUCAAAUAAAGCAGAACUAAAAUCAACCCAAAAUAUGUCAACUGACAAAAACGCAUGCAAGGUGUCAAUAAACAUAGCUGACACAAAGGACUCAAAUAAAAAGUCACAAAAGGACCAAGACAAUAAUGAAGCAUCUGUACCUUCAAUUUUAAGUCACCGAAAAGACUCAAGAAUCACCAAUGUCAGCCCUACAAAGUUUAAACCUAAGACGAGACUGGAAAAGUUCAAAUUCUACGCCGACAAGGAAGAUCCAAGUCCUCCUGGUAGCCAAACAUUCAUAUCUGCAUCUGCUAAAGCCAGACCUGGAAGUCACGUACAGGUGCAAGGACAAGGAGGGCGUACUCAUGCAGGACAUAGUGGCUUUAGAGGAAGCAUUGUUGGUGAUCAAACACAUUUUGAUGACCAUGUCUUUUAUGAUGAUGAGGGAAAGGACACUUCUGAAGUCCAAUCAACAUCUUUGCAACUUCCUGGCWGUACACCCUCUGUCAUAAACUUUUCUUUAUUGUCAAGAUACUGUGUAGAUAAAGGCUGGGUGGUGCCCCAGUCUGGUGCUGAUGAUCUUGAAAGACAAACUAUGAUUGAAUGGGCAAGAGCACGUUUGUUGCAAGUYAUCAAAGAGAGAGAUGAAGCAGCUGCCAAAGCCAAAGAACUAAAGGAAGAUGGCCCAGUGAUACAAAAGUGGUAUGGYGAUGCACAACUUGAGGCUGCUAUGAAGUACAAGAAAGGGGUAUCAUGGGCAAAGAGAUGGAAAAAAAUGACAGAAAACGACAAUAAAUCUAAAUUUCUUAUUGCUGUUCCAGAUGGGACRACGUUUUGCUAUUACCCAUCUGGCCGCAUGGCUUUAUGUGCUGUAAAACCUGGAUCUGGUCUUCCUGGUAAAUAUACAUUUGUCUAUGGUGACUCUGACGAACAGCCAUUCCUUGGAACAUUUACCCCAUCUGGUGUUGGCUGUUGUUAUAAUUCUAAUGGAGGAAUUAGGUUUGUGUCCACACCCAAAUUUGGAGCAUUGUUUGAAGAGGAUGGUACACUUGAGAGCAAAUGGCGUUGGCCUCUGGGCAAAUUGCAAACUCCUGUUGUAAUUCAGCUCAACAAACAUACGACAUUUCGUUGUACMAGCCAGUCUGGUAUCAUGUUGUACUUCAACUGUCAAAAUGAAACGGCAAAGUUUCCAGUAGGAAUGAUCCCAGGGGUGAAAUCUGUCAAGAUAGAAGAACUGGGUUACCUUCUUACUGAUAACAAGUUUACAUCACAAGCUGCACAACAGUCUAUCAGAGUAAAGCCUAGGAAGAAAGAAAAGAGAAGAAAAACUUUGAAACUGCCCAAGACUGAAGCUAUAACGGAAGAAGUCAUGGAGGAAAGACAAAAAGAACUCGAGGAAAAGUUUCCUGAAAGAAAGGAAAUUGAGUUGGAUGCACCAUGGCAAUUAGAACUAUUAAAAUUGCAGCGCAAAGUCAAGAACCUUGUGUACGAUUGGAUGGACUACUAUCGUAUAUCAGUGGGAAUUGUGUCACCAAAACGAGCACAUCGUCGUCGUUCCAAGUCCCACUCGGCCAAGUCUGUACCCGGUUCUAUGCCGUCAUCAGUGGAUCAGCGUCGUGGAACAAUAUCAGGGCGGUCUCCAUCAGCACCUCCGAUUCCAAGGGCUAAAGCUAUGUCAUCAGUAGCUGAUGUCCAAUGCGUCCGAUCUUCAACACGAUCACACAGCUCUGCCGGGGAGAGAGCSUCUGGGGAUGUUGAAGGKGCUAGUAAGGGAGUAACACUCGAUAUACCUAAGGAUGGUACCCAUACUGUAUCUCAYAUAAAAGCCGGUUCAAUAGCAAGCGGAUCACGCUCUUACAGUAACGCUACAAGUCGCCURCCAUUUCGAUGUGGAAUUGUUCAACAGUCUCGGUCAUCUCCCCCAAGAAAAGGAUGUUGUGUUGCUUUGCGUGCUGAGAUACUUGGUGAAGUGGAACCCCAGUGCAGGUGUGAUCGUCGUAGAAUUCCUCUUAUAACGGAUCUUGAGUACGAUAUUUUCCUAAAGGAACACGUUCCAAGAACACAGAUGAUUGUUGUUAGUGUCACAUCGUCUCUAUAUCCCGAUGCUAAUCCAUGUGACAGCAUGUUAGACCAAUUGUUUUAUGAGAAAAACAGAGACCGUUCUAUACCAUGCGUACAGGCUCGUAGUGACCCAUUUCGUCUGCUUCGGUAUGACAUUGCUGUGGCCACCAUSAACACUGAUCACCAACAAUCACUAUUACUUACAAGACAUAAUGCUGUCCCAGGAAUGUUCUUAAUGUAUGUUGGUGGAAAACUAUUAUUUGCUGAUCACAUUUUUAAUGGUUAUGGCAACGCUAAGAAGGACUUUUUGAAACAGAUUAUGAAAACUCGUAAAGACAGCCUAGUCGGUAAGGCUCUGCCAUACGACUUUAGAUUCACWCCAACACGUGGUCGUUCAGGACCGAGGGCAGCCUGGGGUGGAGAGAUAGGCGGCCCKAAGAUUUCGACUUCUCAAUUGAGUAUUACCAUGGAUGGCACGUCGAGAAUAACGUCAGCAAGCACUGAUAAUUCCAUGUCCACUCUCCUGAUGGACAAUAGGGCAGGUGCUCAAUCUGCAGCAAGUUUUAUUAAAGUUGGAUUGUCAAUCAACAGUCCUUACCCAAGAACUGACAAUCCUGACAGCAGAAUAAAUGAAUUACCCAAGUUAAAUACAGUAGCCUAAUAACCUCUUAGAAUUUGACUUAAACUGUACUGUCUAGUACGUCUAUAAUUGCCGCUUUUCAAUUUUUUUUAUUAGUUUUAUAYAUUCUCAUGGACUUUGUCAAUUAGUCAUCCAAUGAAAAAUAACUAUUUAUAAAAAGUAAUUUUGGAAGCUCAGUUAGAACACGUAUAAAGAAUAUUUCUGUCUAUAUCUAAAAUACAAAUGGAAGAUGAGAAAGACAUUAUUUAUAAAAURCAAGGAACUAUUUAAAGUGGUAAAUUCUUUAUUUGGUUUACUGGUCUUGGAAAGUAUGAUUGACUGAAUGAUUUAUGGAAGCUUUGAUUCAAUCA
Molecule: messenger RNA, 4015 nt
Organism: Exaiptasia diaphana
Lineage: Eukaryota; Metazoa; Cnidaria; Anthozoa; Actiniaria; Aiptasiidae
Exons: 21
Coding region: 153-3686 (1177 amino acids)
Source: RefSeq, a predicted model, not a curated record